Molecule: messenger RNA, 2894 nt
Organism: Nomascus leucogenys (northern white-cheeked gibbon)
Lineage: Eukaryota; Metazoa; Chordata; Mammalia; Primates; Hylobatidae
Gene: OXSM
Product: 3-oxoacyl-ACP synthase, mitochondrial
Exons: 4
Coding region: 1472-2854 (460 amino acids)
Biological process (GO): fatty acid biosynthetic process
Molecular function (GO): 3-oxoacyl-[acyl-carrier-protein] synthase activity
Source: RefSeq, a predicted model, not a curated record
GGGGUCCUCGGCCGGCAGGGGCGGGGUCGGGGACCUGGGCCAGGAGCCUGGGAGCUCGGCUGGAAGCUACGGCUGCCCCUUCGGGAGGGGCGAGGGGCUGUUCGGAAGAAGGUGGGGGGCCUCGGCCGGCAGGGAAGAGAUGCUUCGACCCAGAGUUGGGGCCUGGUCGUACAGGUUGGGAAGGGGUUCUGCAGGGAGAGGCGGGGCCUGGGCGCGGAGGCUGAGGGGUGUGGGCCUGGAGGAGGGGGAUGUCCAGUCCUUUAGGAAGGAAGAGCUCGGCUGGAGGGGAGGCCGGCUUUGGUCUGGAGGUAUCGGGCGAAUGGUGCUGGCACGUGCCUCUCAGAAACUCGGAUCCCUCUGCGCCCCGGGGCCAGCCUAAUUGAUCCAGCUAUUAAGGUGGAGAGACCGCAUGUACCUCCCUCCUUUACCCACAAAUAAAACGACCUUAGAGACUUCUCUUCGCAGAUUGUCAGAACGUUCUACAUAGAUGUGGAUGAAAGACCCCAGAAGGAAGGAGCAACAAACGUCAAAAACAAAACCAUGGCUGUAAACUCUGCUGGGUUUGUUACAUGGAUUCUUUUCAGAAUUUGGCUAAUGACUGAAAAUCUAAGUUCCAGCUCAACUAGUAUAUGAUUCCUCUGUAAGGAAGUGUAUUUUUAAACCAUAGGUUGCAACAUAAUAAUGGGUUGUGGAUUCGGUUUACGGCGUGGUGACCAGCGUAAAACACAUGCAUAAUAUUUGCGCAAUAUUAUAGAAUGUCGGGGGCGGGAAGGGAAGAGAAUAAAAAUUUGCAUCCCACACAGUAAGGGUAAGUAUUAUUUUGUGACUUGUUUUUUAGGUAGAUCAUGUGAUCAAGGUAUUUUAUUCCUCUUAGAAGAUGCAUCCCUAACUAUUUUAAUCCAGUCUGCCCCACCAUGUCCUUGAAAGUGUACUGUACCAGUGGCUUCCUUCUUUGCAGAAAUUCCUUUUCAACCUCACCAAGUAUUUUUCUUGACUUUAUUUCUUAAGAUAAGUGAUUUGCCUGAAUAACCUCUUUUAAAUUUCUUGAUGUUUCAUUUGUUUGCUUUUAAGACUUGAAAUUUUCUUCCAGAAUCUCCGAACAAGACCCUAAGCUGUGCCAUCCACUUCAAUGACUAUUCGUCUCCCAGACAUAGGCACGCUUUUAAUAAAUAUGUAGAUCUUUGGACCAGCUUCCAAGUACGGUCCUUGAUUAUCGGCGAGUCACUGAGGUUCCGAGAGGGGUGUCUCGGCUAAGGCAAACAGCGACCCAGCCGCUUCCCGCUGUCUGACCUCCGCCAAGGUGACGCGGCUUAAAGUCAACCGGCGGAAGGGGAGUGGAACGGAACGCGUGCGUGGGAGCGCGCAUGCGCGUACGUGCGUGUGCGCGUGCGCGUGCGCUCGAGAGCGUCAUCGUCUAGGACGGUGUUAUCUCUGUUUCAGGAAUGUGUUUCUGAUCAUCUGAAUCUUAAUCAUGUCCAACUGCCUGCAAGAUUUCCUGAAAAUUACAAGCACUCAUCUUCUAUGUUCAAGAUUAUGCCAACAGUUAACAAGAAGUAAAAGGAAGUUUUUCGGAACUGUGCCAAUAUCCGGAUUGCAUAGGCGAGUUGUCAUUACAGGCAUUGGCUUAGUGACUCCUCUUGGUGUUGGAACUCACCUGGUUUGGGAUCGUCUUAUCGGAGGAAAGAGUGGAAUUGUUCCACUGGUUGGUGAAGAGUAUAAGAGUAUCCCUUGCAGUGUUGCUGCUUAUGUGCCAAGAGGUAGUGAUGAAGGUCAGUUCAAUGAACAAAACUUUGUGUCCAAAUCAGAUAUCAAGUCCAUGUCUUCUCCCACCAUCAUGGCCAUUGGGGCUGCAGAAUUAGCCAUGAAGGAUUCUGGCUGGCAUCCUCAGUCAGAAGCUGAUCAAGUGGCUACUGGUGUUGCAAUUGGCAUGGGAAUGAUUCCUCUUGAAGUUGUUUCUGAAACUGCUUUGAAUUUUCAGACAAAAGGUUACAAUAAAGUUAGCCCGUUUUUUGUCCCUAAGAUUCUGGUCAAUCUGGCAGCAGGCCAGGUCAGCAUUCGAUAUAAACUCAAGGGCCCAAAUCAUGCAGUAUCCACAGCCUGUACCACAGGAGCUCAUGCUGUGGGAGACUCUUUUAGAUUUAUAGCCCAUGGUGAUGCUGAUGUGAUGGUGGCUGGAGGUACAGAUUCUUGUAUUAGCCCCUUAUCUCUUGCUGGGUUUUCCAGAGCCCGGGCUCUGAGCACAAACUCAGAUCCCAAGUUGGCAUGUCGACCAUUUCAUCCAAAGAGAGAUGGUUUUGUAAUGGGAGAAGGUGCAGCUGUGCUGGUGCUGGAAGAAUAUGAACAUGCUGUUCAAAGAAGAGCCCGGAUCUAUGCAGAAGUUUUGGGCUAUGGACUCUCAGGUGAUGCUGGUCACAUAACUGCCCCUGAUCCUGAAGGAGAAGGUGCCUUAAGGUGUAUGGCUGCUGCUUUAAAAGAUGCAGGUGUACAGCCUGAAGAGAUAUCCUAUAUCAAUGCACAUGCUACUUCCACACCAUUGGGAGAUGCUGCUGAAAACAAAGCUAUCAAACAUCUCUUCAAAGACCAUGCAUAUGCCCUUGCAGUUUCCUCAACUAAGGGAGCAACAGGACAUCUGCUGGGAGCUGCAGGGGCGGUCGAGGCAGCUUUUACCACAUUAGCUUGUUAUUAUCAAAAACUACCACCUACUUUAAACCUGGAUUGUACAGAACCAGAAUUUGAUCUCAACUAUGUUCCACUAAAGGCACAGGAAUGGAAAACUGAGAAAAGAUUUAUUGGCCUCACCAAUUCCUUUGGUUUUGGUGGUACUAAUGCAACACUUUGUAUUGCUGGACUGUAGAACAAAUCAUUUGUAAUUAAAUACUGAUUUUUAAAUGUUA